AUGAAGCAACCGAUCGAAGAUGUUUCGGAUGCCAGCCCAGUCGUUCGUACGGAGACUGGGGCUGAUGGAGGACAGGCUGAAGUCAUCGAGCUAAACAAGAACUUCAACACCCUCUCGACCUUCUCGCUUGCGGUGUCUCUCAUGGCGACAUGGGAAGCGCUUUGCAGUACAAUGGGCAUCGGUCUGGCAGCUGGUGGAGCCGUCUCUCUUGUCUACGGCUUUCUACUCUCAUUUAUCGGAAACAUCUGCACGGCCAUGUCCUUGUCGGAGCCCGCGUCCAUGUUCCCCAACGCUGGUGGUCAGUACUACAUGAUCAGCGAGCUGAGCCACUUCCGCUCCAAGGCCCUCUUGAGCUGGUACACUGGCUGGAUCAGCCUUGUUGGCUGGGUCGCCUUGACGGCGAGUGCUCCUUUUGGAGCGGCCAAUAUCAUCCAGGGCCUGAUCACCCUCAACCAGCCCGACUACGAUCCCCAACGAUGGCAAUGGUUCCUGAUUUAUCUCGGAAUCACGCUGUUGGCUUUUGCCAUGAAUACCUGGGGUGCCAAGGUGCUUCCUCUGCUUGAGAACAUCAUCAUGAUCUUCCAUGUGGGGUUCUUCUUUGCCAUCCUGAUCGCCUGCGCCGCUCUUCCCAAGGAGAGACAGUCUGCAGAGUUCGUCUUCACCUACUUCUCCAAUGGCACCGGGUGGGAUAGUAAUGGCGUCGCGUGGGGUAUUGGCAUGUUGACUUCCGCGUACAUCAUGGUUGGUUAUGACUCUGCCGCCCACAUGUCAGAAGAGAUGAAGAACCCCCGGACGGGUGUGCCGCGCGCCAUGAUCAUGUCGAUCGUCGUCAACGGUAUCAUGGGCUUUGCCGUCCUGCUUGCCGUCCUCUUCGGUAUCGGCGAUUUCCAAGCUGCGGUCACCAGCAGGACUGGCUUCCCCAUCAUUGAGAUCUUCUUCCAAAUGACCCGGGGCAACGCCGCCGCAGCUUCCGCUAUGUCGUGCACCAUCGUCGCCUCUGCAUCUCUGGCAACUGUCGGCCUCAUCGCCUCGACAUCCCGCACGCUCUGGUCCUUCGCUCGUGACGGCGCACCAGCCUACUCCCGAUAUCUCUCCCGCGUCAGCGACCAGCAUGUGCCAGUCCAUGCCGUCGUUGUUGUGACGGUGAUUGUUAUUCUUCUCGGGGCUUUGAACAUCGCCUCCACGGCUGCCUUCAACGCCGUCCUGUCGGUCACCGUUGUCGGUCUCUCGCUGUCGUACCUCAUCCCCAUCGUCGCCAUGCUUUACAGGAGAAUCUGGACCCCGAAGCAGAUCCAGUGGGGGCCUUGGAAGAUGCCGCAGGCUUUGGGUAUCGUCAUCAAUGUGGCUUCGAUUGUUUACAUCUUGUUCCUGACUUGCUUCCUCGUCCUUCCCGCUACCCAGCCCGUCACCGCGCAGAACAUGAAUUAUUCCAGCCUCAUUCUUGGAGGUGUUUUGAUUCUUGUCACGGCGGACUGGAUCUUCAGGGCUCGGAAGACUUACGAAGGACCAGUUCCUAUGUAUUAA
Molecule: messenger RNA, 1524 nt
Organism: Thyridium curvatum
Lineage: Eukaryota; Fungi; Ascomycota; Sordariomycetes; Thyridiales; Thyridiaceae
Exons: 5
Coding region: 1-1524 (507 amino acids)
Biological process (GO): transmembrane transport
Cellular component (GO): membrane
Molecular function (GO): transmembrane transporter activity
Source: RefSeq, a predicted model, not a curated record